AUGCAGCCUCGUGCACCAAUUAUUACAGAAGCUAGGAUUGUAUCUGAAGCUGGCAAACCUUUCUCGACUGAAUGUAACUUCACAGCUCCCGUCAACCUGGUGACUCCUCCAUCUGUGGAGUGGCUGAGUCCAUCUGGGGUGGUCUCCAGUAACAAGACCCUCUCGUUUCCUCUGCUAAACACGUCAGAUGGAGGGCAGUAUACCUGCAGAGUCAACUUCUCAAUACCUUCUCUGGGUAUAUCUGAGAGUGGCAGUGGAACUACUCGUCUCAUAGUCCAGAUUCCAGCUCCAACAAUCACCAUUGUGAAAGAAUAUACUCCAUACAAUGGGACGAAGUUCAAUAUGACAUGUACUGUGGAGGUGGAUGUGGCUGUGGAUACUGACAUCACUAUCAACAGUGAAUGGGUGCUACCUCAGCACGUGAACAAUAGUGGCACCAUAUCCAACAUAUCGAAGACAGAAACAAAGAAGUUAAGACAGAUUCACACUCUAAUAUUCAGGCCACUUCGUGGAGAGGACAAUGGGACGUAUACUUGCAGAGCAGUCAUCCAGCCAAUGCUAAGAGAUGAUAAAAAAUAUAUUAUGGGAGUUUCGGCUAAUGAGACAACUGAUGUCAUUGUUUCGAGGUCUUCAGAGGCCACUGUCAGGAUUACCCUCCAGUCCUCCACUGGCUCAGGGAGGGCCGAGGAAUGUCUGAGUGUGGACUUCGGCGGCCAAGAGGCUGACGCAAUCUCCUGCCUCGCUGGUGUCACCAAUAGUUUGCUGAACCCCCACACUGUGAACACUGAUGGGACCUUCACCUGCAGUGUGUGUAUCAAUAUAAAGGAGGCCAGAAUAUCGAACUACUGUAGCAGUAAGACAGUGACAGUCAGUGGCGAUGUGCCGGGAGAAAUCAAACCAACUCUCAUCAACAAGACUCCUGAUGAAGUCACCAUUAGCUGGGUCUCCUCUGCUGCACCAUUCUCAAUACUGGAGUACAUUGUGUUGGUGGAGAGACAAAGAGACUCCUUAUGUCUACACUCUGUUCCCAAGGUGCCUCCCCACAAUGUGAAGGUGGAGCGGAUCAACGGGACAGCAAUGAUGGUGUCAUUUGGCAGACUGAGUCUGGUCGAGGCCAGGAGAGUCAACAUCUACUACUUCAUCUCCUACUCCCCCUCUGGAGGGACGAGGAAGAGGCAGGGGGGAGAGAGAGAGGGUCCUGUGGAGGGAAAUACAACAGUUGUGACUGGCCUUGACCCCAGCACCGGGUACGACGUGUCUGUCUUCACUGCCACUGAUGAACAGGGGAACAACCAGCAGACUCCCUCAGAUAAAAUGACUGCUCCUCGUCCACGAACUUCUGAACCACCAGGUGGUGGUAAUGCAGGAGCCAUCAUUGGUGGAAUAGUGACAGCUCUGCUGGUGGGCAUCAUUGUAGUGGCCGUCAUUAUAGUGGUCCUCUGGAUAAAGAGAGCGAGGGAUAGAGAUAGGCUCCAGCUGUUCUCCAAGAACAAGAGGGACCUGUAUGCCACGCCCUCUGCCGGGAGCGAGAUGGUAACGCUGCGCAGCACGUCUCCCAACGAGAGUGACGAGGCCAGGAAGAAGGAGAUAGAGGCCAGUAAUGAGGUGGAGAGCUUUUCCCCCGUCCCUGUCCCCCAGACUGUCGUGGCUGAUCGUUUGAAGCCCAUCUCCGUGGACAGUUUCAGAGACCAUGUCAACAAGAUGCAUGAGGAGAGAGACAAGGGAUUCGAGGCAGAGUACCAGUCUCUGGGGUCUGAGCCGCUGGCCUCACACGAGGUGGCCAAGAGACAACACAACAGGGUCAAGAAUCGCUUUGCAAACAUCUUCCCCUACGAUGAGUCUCGUGUCAAGCUGGGAGAGAUUCCUGGAGAGGAAGGCUCUGACUACAUCAAUGCCUGCUGGAUGGACGGCUACAACCGGUCCAGUGUCUACAUUGCUGCUCAAGGUCCAAUGCCAAACACCAUAGCUGACUUCUGGAGGAUGAUCUGGGAGUACAAGAUCCAGCACAUUGUAAUACUCACCAAAUGUCUGGAGGCCGGGAGGGUGAGUCAUGCUCUAGGUCUCACUAGUACAUAA
Molecule: messenger RNA, 2076 nt
Organism: Geodia barretti
Lineage: Eukaryota; Metazoa; Porifera; Demospongiae; Tetractinellida; Geodiidae
Source: the annotation of a GenBank genome assembly